GCCGACACACACAAACUCACACACUCAAAGCGACACAGCACAACACAACAGUCUUGUGUGCUUUUGGUUAUUCUCUCUCUUCAUUACACCAAGCUUCGAAUCUCUAAUAUCUGUCCCUUUCUUUCUUUAAUGGCCCUGCCUUGUACAACCAGUCGCGAUCUGAAACUCAACUACUACGGUACUACUUCUACUACUGCUACCCCUGUUUUCCUCUUCUCCUUUGACAUCUCUUUCGCCUCCAUGGUACUCUGCAUGUGCGUCUCCACACCUGAACCACGAUUCUGACCGCAAUGCCUGCCCAUCCUUCCUCCCUUUCUCCCUCCCUCGCUUUCAUCUUCCUUUCUCUUCUUCCUCUUUCCCUCGCCAACACUGAUCCUACUGAUGUUCAAGCUCUCGAGGUUAUGUACAAUGCGUUGAAUAGUUCAACUCAGUUAACGGGUUGGAGAAUCGGUGGUGGUGAUCCAUGUGGAGAGUCAUGGAAAGGGGUCAUUUGUGAAGGUUCAGCCGUUGUUUCCAUUGAGCUCUCAGGAUUAGGACUCGAUGGGACUCUGGGGUACCUGCUUUCGGACCUUAUGUCACUCAGAAAGCUUGACUUGAGUGACAACAAGAUCCAUGAUACAAUUCCCUACCAGUUGCCGCCAAAUCUUACAAGCCUGAAUCUUGCAAGAAACAAUUUAUCUGGAAAUCUUCCUUAUUCCUUUUCUGCUAUGGGUUCUCUCAAUUAUUUGAAUUUAAGCAAUAAUGCACUGUCCAUGGCAGUUGGCGAUGUUUUUGCUAAUCUUUCAGAUCUAGAUAUCCUGGAUCUAUCAUUCAAUAACUUCUCGGGGGAUCUUCCUCCUUCAUUUGGUUCACUGGCCAAUCUUUCUUCCCUUUUCUUGCAGAAAAACCAGUUGACUGGUUCUCUUAGUGUUCUCGUCGGUUUGCCUUUGGAUACUUUAAAUGUUGCGAACAAUAAUUUCAGUGGAUGGCUACCUCGUGAAAUUACUUCCAUACGUCUUUUCAUAUAUGAUGGAAAUUCAUUUGAGAACACUCCUGCUCCUCUUCCACCAGCAGUAACUUCUCCUCCUCCCAGUGGAUCCCGUAAUCAUCAUCAUUCUGGAUCUGGCUCACAUAAUAAAACACAAGCCUCUGAUAAUGAAAAUUCUGAUGGUCACACGGGUUUGAAAGUGGGGGCUGUUGUCGGCAUUGUGUUAGGUUCCAUAGUGGUGGCUGCCAUUGUGCUGCUUGCUUUUAUUUUCUGCAUCCAAAAGCAAAAGGGGAAGAAAAAGGGUGCAAGGAAUUUUAGUGGGAGCCUUCCUCGUGGAGUUAUUAAUGUUACUCCUCAGAUGCAAGAGCAGAGGGUAAAGAGUUCUAAUGUUGUUACAGACCUGAAGCCUCGCCCAGCAGAAAAUGUAUCAGUUGAGAGAUUACCUACUAAAAGUGGAUCAGUACGGCAUAUGAAGUCCCCUAUAACUUCAACAUCGUACACCAUUGCUUCUCUCCAAAGUGCUACAAAUAGCUUUAGUCAAGAAUUUAUAAUCGGUGAAGGUUCUCUUGGCCGUGUUUACAAGGCUGAUUUCCCAAAUGGGAAGGAAAUGGCUAUCAAGAAGAUCGACAACUCUGCACUGUCAUUACAGGAGGAAGACAAUUUUCUUGAAGCUGUUUCAAAUAUGUCGCGCCUGCGGCACCCGAACAUUGUGACAUUGACUGGAUAUUGUGCUGAACAUGGCCAACGACUUCUAGUUUAUGAGUAUAUAGGAAAUGGAAAUCUGCAUGACAUGCUCCAUUUUGCUGAAGAAAACAGUGGCAAGGCUUUGUCUUGGAAUUCUCGUGUUCGCAUAGCACUUGGCACAGCCCGGGCAUUAGAGUACUUGCAUGAAGUGUGUUUGCCCUCUGUUGUGCAUAGAAAUUUCAAAUCAGCAAAUAUAUUACUUGAUGAGGAGCUAAAUCCUCACCUGUCUGACUGUGGUUUAGCUGCUUUGACACCAAACACAGAGCGGCAGGUAUCGACUCAGAUGGUCGGUUCAUUUGGUUACAGUGCUCCUGAGUUUGCAUUAUCAGGAGUAUACACUGUAAAAAGUGAUGUUUACAGCUUUGGGGUGGUUAUGCUGGAAUUGUUGACAGGUCGGAAGCCGCUAGACAGUUCACGAAUUCGAUCAGAGCAGUCACUUGUGAGGUGGGCUACACCCCAACUCCAUGAUAUAGAUGCCUUGGCAAAAAUGGUGGAUCCUACUUUGAAUGGCAUGUAUCCUGCAAAGUCACUGUCACGCUUUGCUGAUAUCAUUGCCCUCUGUGUUCAGCCGGAACCUGAAUUUCGACCUCCAAUGUCUGAGGUGGUGCAAGCGUUAGUCCGACUAGUGCAAAGAGCAAGUGUGGUUAAAAGACGACCCAGUGACGAAUCUGGCAUUGGUCACAAGACCCCAGAACAUGAGGCCAUAGACAUGUCAUUUUAAGUGUUGGUGUCUUUUUUACUCUUUUGCAAUUUUGUGCAGUUGUCCCGUUUAAAAAUUUACUACUAUAAAACACAGGAAGCAAGGAAGGAGUAGAAAGUUUGUGAAAAUGUAUCAAGCAAUUUUAAGAUACUAAUACUUGUUGGAUUUUCUCACACAACAUUUAGAAAUUACUCUGGAAAAUAAAGUGUAUAUUUAGUUACCUCAUCAUGGUGUAAUAUAUAUAAUUUUAAAGUCCUUGAUGCAAAAUAGUCUUAUAAAAAGAGAAUUGUAGGAAUCAACUUUAUGAGUUUUAGGCUUUGUUGGCAAGCACAGAUGAAAUUUCAACUACCGACAUAAAGGCCUUGGAAAAGAGUGUGGAUGCUAUUAAUUUGUAAUGAGUUGGAUUAUUAUUGUGACGGUACACGGUCCCACUGUUCUCUAAUUCCUUUCAAUUUCUCUAACAGAC
Molecule: messenger RNA, 2877 nt
Organism: Vigna umbellata (rice bean)
Lineage: Eukaryota; Viridiplantae; Streptophyta; Magnoliopsida; Fabales; Fabaceae
Gene: SRF8
Product: STRUBBELIG-receptor family 8
Biological process (GO): protein phosphorylation
Molecular function (GO): protein kinase activity; protein binding; ATP binding
Source: RefSeq, a predicted model, not a curated record